AUGGUUAUUGGAGAUUUCAAUAAAGAUAAUAUACUAGAUGUAGUCGUAGCUAAUCCUGCGAGCAGUAAUAUUGUUGUACUUCAUGGAACAGGCAAUGGAUCAUUUACGAGUCAAGAGACACAUUCAACUGGUUUUGAUUCUACUCCAAUAUCUAUUGUCGUUGGUGAUUUCAACAAUGACAAUCGAUUAGAUCUUGCCACGGUCAGUAAUGAAACUAACAGUAUAACAGUAUUUCUUAGAUAUGUCGUUAAAUCCUUUGCAAACCCAACAAGGUAUUCAAUGGGAGCACAGUCUUUUCCGAUAUUCGUCGCUGUUGGUGACUUCAAUAAUGACAAUCAACUAGAUAUUGUUGUCGCUUUUUCUAAUACCAAUAGCAUAGGCAUACUUAUUGGAUAUAUUAAUGGAACAUUUGCAGCACAAACAACAUUUUCCACUGGAAGUGAUUUUGAUCCUCGAUGGAUCGAUGUAGCCGACUUUAACAACGACAGUCUUUUAGACAUUGCUGUUGUGUAUUUUAAUACUAGCAAUUUAGGCAUCUUUCUUGGAUAUGGCAAUGGCACCUUUGCACUACAAAAGCCAUUGUCAACUGGCUAUAAUUCUAUGCCUUGCUCAUUGGCUACAGGUGACUUUAAUAACGAUGGUUUAUUGGAUAUUGUUGUUGCUAAUUACCGUACAAAUAAUAUAGGUAUCUUUUACGGAUAUGGCAACGGCACUGUUGCAGCUCAAAAGACAAUUUCAACUGGCGACAAUUCUAGCCCUAUCUCAAUCGCUGUAGGUGACUUUAACAACGACAGUCUGCUUGAUAUCGCAGUCGCUAAUUCUGGUACUAAUAAUUUAGGUAUAAUUCUCGGAUAUGGUAAUGGAAGUUUUGCAGCACAAAUUAUAUAUUCAAUGGCAAACAGUUCUGCUCCUCGUUUCGUCACUUUAGGGGACUUUAACAAUGAUAGUCUUUUAGACAUUGCUGUCGCCAACUCUGAGAGUCACGAUGUAGUUAUACUUUUUGGAUGGAGUAAUGGAAAUUUUGAAAAAAUGACGGCAUAUUCCAUGGGAUAUGGCUCUUAUCCGGUAUCACUUGUAGUUGGUGAUUUCAAUAAUGAUAAUUUAUUUGAUAUUGCCGUAUCGAAUUCUGGCGCUAAUACUAUAGGCAUACUUUACGGACAUCGAAAUGGAACUUUUGAAAUGUUAAAAAUGUAUUCACUAGGCAAUGGUUCUCGUCCUAUGUCGAUCACGACUGGAAAUUUUAACCACGAUAUAUGGCUAGAUAUUGUGAUAGCUAAUUUUAAUGGAAACAGUGUUAGUGUGCUUCUCGGACUUGAUAACAUAGAUGCAGCCAAUCAAACAAGCUAUUCAACCGGAUCUGGAUCACAUCCUUACUCUGUUGUAGUUAGUGAUUUCAACAACGAUACUCUGUUGGAUCUCAUGAUCGUUAAUUCAGCACAUGACAAUAUUGGUAUUCGUUUAGGAUAUGGAAAUGGAAAUUUUGAUGACGAAAUUAUAUAUCCUAUUGAGAGUAAUUCACGUCCUCAAUUCGCCAUUUUUUAUUUACUUCUUACGCAAACUUGUCUUGUUUUAGAUAUAUAA
Rotaria sordida is the source of this 1581-nucleotide messenger RNA. Lineage: Eukaryota; Metazoa; Rotifera; Eurotatoria; Philodinida; Philodinidae. The record is from the annotation of a GenBank genome assembly.